AUGUCGAUGAAAAAUUGCCAUUGCCAAAUGGGAGGUUUUGCUUUGAGCACAGUGGCCUGGCUACUUUGCUGCAUAUCCAUAGGCCUCCCUCAGUGGCAAGUGUGGCACUAUGAAGAUCCUGUGAUCCUCAAGCCUACAGUGGCUUUUGUGGGUGUAUGGAGAGCCUGUGUUUUCCACACUGACAGCAACUCCAGCAACAACAGAGUAUGUCACAAAUACAACUACCGAGACUCCUUCAUUCCUUUCUAUAUUCGAGUAAACCAGCACUUGCUGCUGGUUUCUAGCUUUCUGGGGCUCUUUGGGAAAAUCACCACCAUUAUUGCUCUUUCGAAUGUGGGUAUGGGAAGAGUACGGAGGAAUGCCACCAGAAAUCCAUUCAGCCUUCCAGGGAUUCUGAAUACCAUCGUUAGCAGCUUUCUUUACUUUGCUGUUUUGUUAAAUUACAUAGCCAUCUUACGCAAAUGGGGAGUUGCCUUCCCACCAUCUUUCCAUAUGCCUUCCCAUCCAGACACUCAGAAGAUGGGCAGCGCCAUGGCUUUGGCAAUUAUAGCUGCAGUUUUCUUUCUACUAAGUGGCAUAAUUUGUCUUUCUUCAAAUUUAUUCAUAGGCAAGAUGCCCCAUCCUAAAAUUUAA
Grammomys surdaster is the source of this 633-nucleotide messenger RNA. Its product is annotated as claudin-34-like. The coding region runs from base 1 to 633 and encodes 210 amino acids. Gene Ontology annotation, molecular function: structural molecule activity. The record is from RefSeq and is a predicted model, not a curated record. Gene Ontology annotation, biological process: bicellular tight junction assembly; cell adhesion. Lineage: Eukaryota; Metazoa; Chordata; Mammalia; Rodentia; Muridae. The transcript has a single exon. Gene Ontology annotation, cellular component: plasma membrane; bicellular tight junction.